This is a messenger RNA of Cylicostephanus goldi, 228 nucleotides long. The record is from the annotation of a GenBank genome assembly. NCBI's taxonomy places the organism in Eukaryota, Metazoa, Nematoda, Chromadorea, Rhabditida, Strongylidae.
AUGUUUUCACGAGAUCUCAAUGUUCGUCUGUCGGUUGUCUAUGCAGAAAUUUGGCUAGAUGUGCAACGAAUUGACCUUUUCGAAGACAUUGAAAGGACAAUGAGUGGCGUGGUCGAUUAUUCUACUGGUCACAUCUACAGCAUAGCAAAGGACGCGACUAUCCUCUUUACCGGUGGAUCAUUUGCAAAUCAUGAAGCUAUCAACUCUGUGUUCCGUAGUACAUGUACA